Messenger RNA from Cyphellophora europaea CBS 101466, 780 nucleotides. RefSeq lists its product as uncharacterized. Bases 1 to 780 code for a protein of 259 amino acids. Lineage: Eukaryota; Fungi; Ascomycota; Eurotiomycetes; Chaetothyriales; Cyphellophoraceae. The record is from RefSeq and is a predicted model, not a curated record. The transcript has 2 exons.
AUGUCGUACGCUCUCAUCAGCUUCAUCCACCCGUGGUCAGAGUCCAAAGCGGACCGGCUCCAACAGCUGCUGCCGGCGGCGCGGGACUACUACCUCUCGCCGGAAUCGCUGUGUUCGACAUGGACGUACUUCACGCCUAGCACGCGGGCCAAGGCGCCCUUCCAGCAGCUGUCGGCAGCGCCUGCCUCUACCUCCGGUUCAGGCCGGCCCUUGCUGAUCGGCAACAUCGAGAUUUACGACGGUAAAGAAGGGGCUGACCGGCAGUUGAAGAAGGAUUGGUUCAAGGCGUUCCAUAAAGCGGUCGAGCAGGAGAGCUUGUAUGCGCGGGAGCCGGAGAUCGGGGUGUGGACGCCGGUUGGGGGGUUUGUGGCGCGGGAAGCCAGGCAGGUGCAUCGUGAGGGCACGGUGGUGAUGCUGGCAAGGUUUGAGUGUAAGGAUGGAGGGAAGAGUAAGGCGGCGGUGGUAGAUGCCUUGUCGCGAUUCGCCGCGUGGGUCAAGGACAACGAGAGUGCGACCUACACGUACAGCGUCAUGGUGCGACGGACGAAGGGGGAGAACAACGAGGUGAUCAUGUUCGAGCGGUACAGGGACGCAAAGGCCAUCAUGGAGCAUGGAGGGCGGCCGCAGUUCAAGGCCAUGUUCAAAGAAAUCCUGCCACACAUCCAGGCGAAGAAGACCAAGAUGGCCGAGUGGGAGGAGGUUGAUUAUGCCUUUGUUGGGAGUGAGGUCGGCAAGCCAGGGAAGGGACAGGAAAAGGUCCAGCUGCCUGCGAAGUUGUAG